AUGAAGUAUUUAUUCCUUUGCCUACUCUGUUAUUUCGGCAUCGGAGAUGGAAGGAUCGCUAGUGACUUUGAGCUAUCGAAGGACAUGCACCGGCUCACGUUGUCAAGGCACCAUCAACAACCGAAGGAAAUUACAAUAAGCAUAAUGAUACAUUUUGAUAAAGUGUUAACCAACAGACUAGUCAAGGAGUACAAAUCUAAAACGAGAAAAAGGCUAAAAAUUAUCUCAAACGAUAUAUUGAAUGACGUGCAAAGCUUCUUUCGUCAUCCGAGCUUAAAUCAAAACAUAAGGUUCCGUUUAAAAGACACGAAAUUCCUCAAGAACAGAACGAGAGUAGUGAGUAUGGACGAAAACGGCAGCGUUUACCUUAAGAGUUACUGUGAAUGGCAGAGCCAGAAGAAGAUAGCCCGCGACUGGUAUUACUCUGUACUGCUGACGGGCCUCGAUCUGUUUUACGUCAGCAAGUCCGGAGAAGAAGUUAGGAGAAGUACAGGCCGCGGAUACAUGGGCGGUAUGUGCAGCGUUAUGAAAAGUUGCGCCUUGCUAGAGUGGCAUCCAAAGAACAUAGGAUAUCUGCUUGCUCACGAAAUUGCUCAUAGCCUCGGUAUUAACCAUGACGGUCCACCUCACAACCAGUGCCGUGGGCAGCGGCAUAUCAUGGGUGCUCGAUAUGAUCCAGUCAACCAUCCAAGAGUAUGGUCUUCGUGCAGCAGACAUUCUCUGAACAGAUAUCUAACAAGCAAGAGGGCCUGGUGUAUUCGGCCAGACAUGGAAAACACACCAAAGUUAGGCGUUGCG
This is a messenger RNA of Iphiclides podalirius (scarce swallowtail), 798 nucleotides long. Lineage: Eukaryota; Metazoa; Arthropoda; Insecta; Lepidoptera; Papilionidae. The record is from the annotation of a GenBank genome assembly.